UAUAACACAAGCACUAGAAAGCUAAUGCAUUUGCUCUCCUGGGAUAAACAUGAACACUUCUGGAUCGUUUUCCUUUGCUUUAGUAGUUUUGUUUGCAUAUUGUAACACAUUAAUGAUAAAAGAGAUUCCUUCUGAAAAUGAUUACGAAGUAGAUGCUGGGGAUUUCAGAGAGGACAUCCCACAAAUAAAUGCAGAAUCCCAGAGGUUUUUGUUUCAAGGAGACAUUGCAGGAACUCGAGAACGGAAUGCUCUUAAAGAUCCAACAACAAGAUGGUCAUUUCCUAUUCCAUAUAUUCUGACUGAUAACCUUGAACUAAAUGCCAAAGGUGUAAUCUUGCUUGCGUUUGAGCAGUAUCGAUUGAAAUCGUGCAUUGAUUUUAAACCGUAUGAAGGAGAAAAAACAUUUCUAUCUUUCAAAAAGUUAGAUGGGUGCUGGUCUUUUGUUGGUGACCAACACAGUGGUCAAGAAGUGUCCAUUGGUGAACGGUGUGACACAAAAGCCAUUGUUGAGCAUGAACUUCUGCAUGCACUAGGAUUCUACCAUGAGCAGUCAAGAACAGACCGUGAUGAUUAUGUUAAUAUUUGGUGGAAUGAAAUUAUUCAAGGUAUGGAGCACAAUUUUGUUGUUUAUGAUGAUGACCUAAUUACUGACCUGAAUACUCCUUAUGACUAUGAAUCUGUGAUGCAUUAUGCGCCAUUCUCCUUCAAUAAAAAUGAUAGUUUGCCAACCAUCACUACAAAGAUACCAGCUUUUGAUGGUAUAAUUGGACAACGUUUGGACUUCAGUGCUAUUGAUUUGCUGAGGUUAAAUCGGAUGUAUAAUUGCACUUCCACUCUCACACUGUUGGAUCAGUGCGCAUUUGAGUUCAUUAAUAUCUGUGGCAUGAUACAGGGGGAGCAUGAAGAUGCUGAUUGGAAACAUGUGCAGAGCAGGCCUGGAAAUGAGGAUCAUACUGUAACCGGGAAAUGUAGAGAUGCUGGAUACUUCAUGUACUUUGAUACUCAGAAUGGUAAAAAUGGUCAAACUGCUAUUCUGGAGUCCAGGAUCCUAUACCCUAAAAGGACUGAGCAGUGUCUCCAGUUUUUCUAUAAAAUGACAGGCAGUCUAAUGGAUAAACUCACUGUAUGGAUGAAAAUAGAUGAUGGAACUGGAGCUGUUAGAAAAUUAGUUAAAAUGAAAACAUUUCAAGCGGAUGGCACCCUUUCUUGGAACAUUGCCCACGUGACUUUUCAUGCAACGGCCAAGUUUCGUUAUAUUUUCCAAGGAAUGAUUGGUAAUUUCAGUCAGUCUUCCGGUGGCAUUUUCCUGGACGAUGUCACUUUUACUGAGACCUCCUGUCCUUAUGGCGUCUGGCAUGUGAAGAACUUCACAAGCAUGCUUCACCAGAUGAGAUAUAACGAGACCGUAUUCAGUCCCUGCUUCACCAGCCCAGAAGGAUAUGGAUAUGGCUUAAAAUUAUUUCCUCAUUCUCGUUAUGAAAAUUACACAGGACUCUUUUUUCACCUGUGCAGUGGUGAAAAUGAUGGCAUUCUUGAAUGGCCAGCGGGAAAUCGACAAGCCAUUAUCACCAUAAUGGAUCAACAUCCUGACGUAAAGCUUAGAAUGUCAUCCACCAGAAGCUUUACCACAAAUGGAAGUUUGGUUAUAUCAGAAAUAAAUGACACCUUCUAUUGGGACAAACCUACAUUGACUGGAGUGUAUGAUAGCACAUGCGAUUGCUACAGGAGUAUGUCUUGGGGAUGGUCAACAUUUAUAUCACACAAACAGCUUCACCGUAGAAGUUUCUUAAAAAAUGACGAACUCAUUAUAUUUGUCGAGUUCAAUGAUCUGACUCCGCUGAUUAAUACAGAAGUGCCAGUUCAUCCUCCAAAGUCCCCUGGAAGGCAGCGGCGGGCAGUAGAACAGAGUCGACACUCAAAAGAAAAUCAGCAACAAAGACCCCACAGGGCGCAGUGCAGUCCUGGCUUUUGUCUGAAUGGCGGGUUGUGUGUUAUUGUGAACGGAAAAGCAAAUUGUAGGUAUGUGAAACUUCCAUAACUUAUAUGUGGAUAUUUAGGAGCAGCAAAGUAGUUAAUACUUUAGUGGAUUGUUUUAUAAUAUUUAAAGAAGCAUUUCCAAUUGCCUUUGCACCAUCACCCUACUCUUUCUCCGUUACAUCAACCACUCCAUCGCGGCUGUCGCUUGUACCAUUUGUUUUCAACAACUUUACCACCAACUUCCACCCUGUG
Leucoraja erinaceus (little skate) is the source of this 2229-nucleotide messenger RNA. Its product is annotated as meprin A subunit alpha-like. NCBI's taxonomy places the organism in Eukaryota, Metazoa, Chordata, Chondrichthyes, Rajiformes, Rajidae. Gene Ontology annotation, molecular function: metalloendopeptidase activity; zinc ion binding; protein binding. The coding region runs from base 50 to 2038 and encodes 662 amino acids. The record is from RefSeq and is a predicted model, not a curated record. The transcript has 13 exons. Gene Ontology annotation, cellular component: membrane. Gene Ontology annotation, biological process: proteolysis.